This is a messenger RNA of Cydia fagiglandana, 9462 nucleotides long. RefSeq names its product trithorax group protein osa (gene tai). Bases 558 to 4466 code for a protein of 1302 amino acids. Gene Ontology annotation, molecular function: nuclear receptor binding; protein dimerization activity. Gene Ontology annotation, cellular component: nucleus. Lineage: Eukaryota; Metazoa; Arthropoda; Insecta; Lepidoptera; Tortricidae. The transcript has 20 exons. The record is from RefSeq and is a predicted model, not a curated record. Gene Ontology annotation, biological process: cellular response to hormone stimulus; positive regulation of transcription by RNA polymerase II.
CUGUGGCUUGAGUUGCUUGACUGCGUGUCACGUUUGUUCUUUGGCAUAAAUGCGUUUGAUUUUGCUUUGACAAAUUAAUUUGAUGUACGUUAACGCAAUUUAAAAUGUAAUUGAACUCUAAAGUGUAAUUAAUAGUGUUUUGCAUACAACGUACCUAAGUUAAAAUAACAGAAUUUUUUCAUAAUAUGUACUGUGCGACCGUGAAGGUUGAGUAUGUUACGUCAUUUAGUUUUUAAUGUGUGAUAUACAAUCAUUUAUUUUGCUGUUGUAGUGAAAAGUGAUUUUCUUGAGCGAAAUUGUCGCCAAUUGUGGAGUGUGUCUGCAAGUGUAUUAUUGUUAUCGAUGGAUUCGUUCUUUACCGGCUGCGAUGAGAUGCCGCCAUGUUAUUUAGUUUGGCUGUCAACCACUGAUCGUUGUUAGUCUACACUUCGAACAUUUUUUACCAUAGCAUUGAAAACAUUGUUUAAAAAGUGGGGAACAACGUACAGAGCCCAAGCAACGCUACGGAUCACCAAAACUCGGAACGCCCUGGCGCGCAUCUCUUCAAUGAACCAUUUAUGCCAGUUCUGGACUUUGAAGAUGCAAGAGUCGAUUCCUGUGACCUCCAACUGGGAGACACAUGGAGGGGGAUGCAAGGCAAGAUGAGCGUGACAGCGCCGGUUAAGAAGAUAAAGAGAAAGUCAGACAGUAAACCACAGUCGCAAGUAAAUAAGUGUAUCAACGAGAAACGGCGUCGUGAGCUCGAGAACGAGACCAUAAAUCAGUUGGAAGAGCUCCUGGGCACGUGCCUUGCGGAGGUGAAACAGCCAGACAAGAACGGCAUCGUUCGCGAGGCCACUCGCCAGAUCCAGGAGGUGCUGAACCGGCGCCGCGAGUGCCCCGGCGAGUGUCCGCUGCGCGCGCGCCUCGAGCCCGUACAGGCGGGGGAGGUCAGCUCCACGCAGCCGCAGCCGCCGCCUCCAGGACACCACUACUCUGAGACCACUACACUUAUUGAGGCUCUAAAGCACUACACGAGCAGUCUUGGUUGGGUUUUACUGGAAAUUAAUUCAGAAGGCAAAAUCGUUUGUGUAACCGAGAAUAUUAAAGACUUCAUUCUGCAGGACAGAACCGAGCUAUACAAAAAGUCAAUCUUCUCACUGUUGCAUGCUAGGGAUCAUGCAAAAAUAAAGCCCUUGUUGAAAAAUAUACAAAGUUUUGGUUGGUCCGCUGGAGAUAGUGACAAGUUUCAAGCUAUUCAAGCCCGACUCGCCAUCCAGAAUUCGAAUGGGACAGACGACGCUGAGUACGUGGAGGCAGUGAUCCACGCGGCGCCGGUGCGCGGCUCGCCGGCGGAGCAGGCCGGCUCCGUCAUGUGCGUCAUUCGGCGCUGCGAGGACGCGUCGGCCCUGCUCCCCGCGCCCCUGCCCACCGACGGCCCGCCCAGCCGAGCCGACAUACACAACGACCAGAUCGUCUUCAGAUUGGACUCCAAUUUGGUUAUCUUAACUUGUGAUUUAAGUGGUGUGGAGGACUUAGUAGGUACACGUUAUUUGGAACUGGUUGAUCAAAGUGAUCGCGUUCGCGUAGCCGCGCAUCUAAAGGGAGCCCCGGGGCUGUCCGCGCCGCCCUCGAUCAGCGACCCCUUCCGGCUGCGGCUCCACGAGCGCCGGCUGCGGGUCAUCGCGCAGACGCGCAUCUUCCGCGCCGACGCCGCCUCCGACGACCACGACUUCAUCAUGUCGACGCACACCGUGCUCGACGACGACGCGCCGCUCGAGGCCGGCCCCGCGCCCGCCGGCGCCGGCGGCCCGCUGCUGCCCUCCGCGCCCAACGGCGAGCCCUACCGCCCCACCAUGAGCCCCGCCGACUUCAUCGCCAUCAACGACUUCGACCACGACCAGUGGUUCUCGGUGCCCAACUUCCCGAUGGGCGACAUGUCCGAGGAGUCGAAGGAGACGAAGGGCAGCCCCUCUCCCGGGCCGCUGACGCCGCUCACGCCGCGCACGCCCGCCACGCCGGGCGACGCGCCGCCCGCGCCGCCCGGCCCCGCCGGCCCCGCCGACGAGCGCCUGCGCUCGCUGCUCACCAAGCCCGUGUCGGAGGCCUCCUCGGUGGCGUCCGAGAACCGGCUGCUCAAGAACCUGCUCAAGCAGGAGGAGGAGGACGGCACGUCGAGCGAGACGUCGGCGCCGCACACGCCGCUGACGCCGCACACGCCGCACACCCCGCACACGCCGGCCGCGCUGUCGCCGCACCACUCGCACACGGCGGGCGCGCGCGCGUUGCCGCACCACCCGCACGCGCCGCAUGCCCCGCAUGCGCCGCACGCCCCGCACGCGUCGCACAUGCUGCAGUCGCAGAUGUCCAUGUCGAGUGCGGCGCUGCACACUCUUCAGCCGCCUAUUAAUAAUGGUUCAGAAAUUUUAUCACGGAUAUUACACACCAAUUCAGACGAAGACGCUGAAGAAAAUAGGAGAAAUAGUCAAGACGGGAAUCGGCCAUCACAAGUGUCGCAACCUAGUGCGCUGCUAACGCAACUUUUGGCAAACGGGCCGUCGAAUAAUGGCCGCUCGACAGACCCCGAGCGAGAUUACCUCCACGAGAGGCUUCAAGGGGUUAAACGAAAAUUUGAGGAGAAUAAAGGUUGCCCUACGAGUAAUGUUAAAAGGCCGACUUCUGAGGCUCAACAGGUGAGCUCUAGUGCGGCGUCGGCGUCACCCACGUGCUCGUCGUCGGCGACGUCGCCGUCGACGUCGAGCGCCGGCAUGAGCCCGCUGUGCGCCAAGAACCAGAUCCUGGUGUCGCUGCUGGCGCGGCAGCAGACGUCGCCCACCACGCCCAUGCCGCUGCCCAACGCGCUGCGCGGCUUCCCGGCGCAGCGGCCGCGCGCGCCGCCGCCCGCCUUGCCGCGCCACCAGGCCACCAUCACCAACAUGCUCGCCGCUAACAACAACAACCGGGCGAGCAACGUGAACGGCGGCGGCCCGGGGCCGGGAAUGGAGCUGGCGCCCGCGCCGGCGCCGAGCCUGGGGCAGAGCCACCUGCAGCUCGUGCUGCAGGGCGCGCCUCGCGGCUACCCCGCGCCGCAGCCCGCCGCCAACCCGCCGCCCGACCCGCUGCACUACGGCAACACCGCGCCGCUGCAUGUCUACAACAACCAGCCCAUGAGCGGCAGCAGUCGGCAGGGCGAGCGCGGCGACAGCGAGGUCCCGUGCGGCGACAGCAUGCUGUCGGCCAUCCUCGACGAGUUCAUCGAGAACAUGCCCGACGCGGACCGCAACGCGCCCGACGUAAGCGUGCUCUUGGACCUCGAGACCUAUCAGCUCAAACCCGACAGCGCGGGUAUGAAAGAUAGCAAAGCUAUGAUCAACGCAAUAAGACAAAGUCUUAUGCAAUGUGAAACCGUCACCAAGAGCCCAGUGUCGACCAGUCCCGGACCGCCGCCGCCUGUAUACUCCGUACAAAAUUUGGGCGGGGGGAGCAUGAGCGGCAGCAACGCGGCAAUGUACAGCAUGAGCGGCGCCGGCGACCCGGCGCGGCGCGUCGGCGACCAGCAGCAGCAGAAAGCGCGUCUGCUGCAGCAGCAGUUGCAGCAGCAGAUGCUCGUGUCGCGCGAGGCGGCCGAGCAACCGCAGGCGGAUCUCGGCUCGGCGCUCGUGACGGGCGCGCCGCCCAAUGUCACGCUGCAGCGCACCCCCGACUAUCACCGAUUAUAUAUAUCCCCUUCUAAUCAAUUGGGAUCAAAUUAUGGUACAAAUAAAAUAACUUCGACGCAACAAAACCCAAUGUUAUCGCAACAACUGACCGGGUCGCGGUACAGCGCGGCGCUGGCGGCGCACUCGGCGGCCGCGCUGCACACGCCCAUGUCGCAGCAGCCCUACCACCGCGCGCCGCGCCCGCAGCCCGUGGGCGGCUACUACGACGAGGGCGCCGGCUACUGCGGCGAGUACGCGCACGCGCGCCGGCCGCACGCGCCGCACGCGCCGCACGGCCCGCACGGCUCGCACCCCCCGCACGGCCCGCACACGCCCAUGUCGCCGCACACGCCGCACCAGGUGCACCCGCCGCCCCACGACCAGGUCUUGUCAUGCGCGGGCAGCGGCGGGGUGGGGCUGGGCGGCGGCGGGGGGGUGGGGGCGGGCGGCACGUCGGAGUACGUGCGCAACGAGCUGCGCGCCGUGGUGGGCGCGCGCUCGGCGCGGCCCGACCUGCACCCGCACCAGCCGCCCGACCUCGACCCGCUCAUGAGCUUCGACAUGUCCACGUCGAGCGGUGGCGGCAGUGUGGUGGGGGGCCGCGCGGCCUCGGCGGCGGGCCCGCAGAGUGCGUGGGAGUCGCCCCAGAGCACCCCGAAUACUACGGAGGCGGGCUCGGCGGAGGCGGCGGCGGCCCGCGGUGAUGAGGCGCCGGCGACCUCGGGCGGCGGGCGCACGCCGGCGGCGGCCGCGAAGGCCUCCCUGCUGCAGAAGCUGCUCUCGCAGUGACUCUCACUCGCUCCCACACUCGCUAAAGUUGCAUUUAUUACUUUAUCGAUCCUUCGGGUGGACGAUACUCGACGAUACUUAAAUUCCAUCGUAACGAACGUCGUCGUUCCCGGUUACGGUCUACGCGGUACCUCUACGGCUGUAAAUCUCGCGGCGCGAGAAUAAUCAUAGUACACGUAUUUAUAGAAUGUCUUAUAAUUAUGUCGAUAUGUAGUCUAGUAGUGCUAGUUAUAUAUGGAGUUGUAAAAAUCGUUUUGUUGAUGAAAUAUUUUUGUCUUGAGUUCUUUAAGAACGUUGUUUAAGAUUGAUCUUUACAUUUCUAUGAGUAAUUUUUUUUCGAACGAGAUUUUAGUUCGAGACGAAUUAUGAUGGUAGCUUCCUGCGAUGGAAAGAAUAGUUUUACAAUGUACUCGUACGCCUAGUACAUACAUCAUGUACGAUAGAAAUGUACCGUGUGCAAUAUGGUAUAGAUUUAAAAUCAUAUUAGGCGUUGUGAACGUUUAUGUAAUAUAGUAUGAAAGUCAGAUGUUACCUGUUAUGACAAAGUAAUUUGUAUUAUAGUAUACUAGAGACGACAGAGUGAGUUUUAGGAUAUGGAUUUAGGUACACUAAGUUUGUAUAGUGAAAUUUACUAGAAAUGUUACAUAAGAAACCUUCCGUGUGUAAUAGCUAAUUACAGAGACAUGACUCCAAAUGAUAAAAAUAAAAUGUUGUUAGUCCUAAAACUCAUUCUGUAUUCAUAAUGAGACAUCAAGUGAAACAAAGAAUAAUAAUAAUGAUGGCGUGUAAAUACUGUGUUGUUAAAUUAAUUAUAUAAUUAUGUUGCUUUAAUGUAAAUAUUUUUUUAUUUCUUUGUGUUUCAUGUGCCUAUGGUAUAUUUAAUUUUAUGUUAUUCUCGUACAUUGUUUUCUUUAGCAUUGCAUUGCUUUAUUUAUAAUUUGACAAUCAUUCAGAAUUCUAUUCUAAUAAUGUUUUUAUUAUAUUGGUUGGUAGUCUUGUGCAUGUUUCUAAUGUAAGUCUUUCUGGAAAUAUUGUUAGCCCCCUAGUGCAAGAGCGUCUAUAGUUUACAUUUAAAACAUCGCGAGAGUGUUAUUGAAACACAAUAGUCGCGACGCUAGCAAUCCUAGUUAGAUCUAUAGGAGAUUGUUAGGAUGGGAGGACACUGGGCAGUGGGCAGGAUGUAUUAAACAACCGGCGCGCCGCACUGUUAUAGAUAAAAGUGCUGAACGAUGUGUCGAAGCGUGAACAACGUCCAUAUUACUUGUCAACUAUUGUAUGUACAGCUACUGUUAAAUGCACAAAUUUGAUGUGUGGACUAAGGCUACUUUAGAUAAGGAAUUGUCGACCGUGUAGACUAAAGCACAACGUUUUAAUUUCAAUAAUUGGAGAAAGUUAUAACAUCAAUUUAAACUCGGUCUGCCCUUUCAUCGAAAAUGUAUUCAUUAACCAUAAAAAUUACUAUUUCUUCAAUUAUAGUGCACAAUAACAAAAAGGGCACUGACAAAUAUUUAAGUGUUUGUAAAAUAUAACGUAGUGCUCAUAAUAGCGGUCUCAAAUGUACAAAAUAUUAAAUAUACACUUAAUGACAUUUAAGAUAAUUCAAAAUUGUACAGACGUUAUUCACUAACUCGAACACUCGGGACCAUAACAGGCUGGACGAUGCAACCAUAGUUCCGCUCCCCGGUCGUCGCCGUCGGCUUCGACUGCAAGCAAACCGACGACUCUAAUCUUACCAACUAAGUACUUUAGCUCAAGCGGCUCAACUACUAUAGUCUUCGAUGUCUUAUACCCGCGAUACAACAUUGGCGAUUGACAAUAAAUCAAACGAAUAUAAAUAAGGUAUGUACUUAAAUAGACUUGGGGGUACCAACAUUUCAAAUGCAUAAAUCCUACCGUUACUUUGAAUACCUACUCUUACAAAGCGACACGCGAGUAGUCAGUAGCACAUAGAAUCACGACAAAGAGUAUUGUGAUGUUUUAAGAUUUUACCUAACUAAUGAGUAACGUACAAAUAGUCUGUAGAAGAUAUCCGUAAACCAAAACGAGUAAUGUGUAUAGGAUAAGAAUAUUUUUCUACCAAUGAAAAGUACCAUAGUUUGGGAAUGUAGACUACUGACCAAUUUGUUUGUGAAAGUAGUUUUGGGGAAGGGCACACCGGCUCGGUUAGCGUAGCGAUCAUCGCACUAUACCGGCUCACCAUAGAUUACCAUAGCCUAGCUGUAACAAUAUCUACAUCUGGAACUAUCAUUACUGCAAGUGAUUUUUUUUAUUUCCUCAUAAAAUUAUUAGAUAAGAUUUGUUUUAUGUACUAAAGAUAAAAGAAUAUAGCAAUAUUUCUAUUCAUUCCAUUUAUUUUAAGGGGGAAAUGUCAGAUAGAUAAAUAUCAAAUCAAUAAAGUACAAGUGAUGGCCUUUUAAUAUGACAACACUUAACCGUAAUAGAUGAAGAUUAGUCAGUCCACCUACACAUGCAUAUAUUUACAUACGGAAUAUAUGGACUUAUUAUCGGAUCGCUAGAAGGAACUGCAUGAAAUGCCGUCACUUAUUUACGUCAUGAAGCGAAUAAUUGUACACUAAAGUUAUAUUUUUUGCAGAUUUACGCUAACAUAGUGAAUACCUCAUAUUGUCUCAUAAAUAAUCUGAAGACACGUCCAUACACCACAAGCAGUUGAAUAUGUAAAUUGAAAAAAUGUAAAUAAAUAGAUGCAGCAAAUACAUGAGUAACAUAGGUGCCUGGAAUUUAAAAUAAAUAAAAGAUAUUUUUUCUAAGCAUCCAAACAAAACGAUAAAUUUUGAUAUUGAAUAGCUACAUUAAUAAAUUUACGUACUUGUAUGAAAUACGAGUAAAUUUAUGAUAAGCAGCGAUUAGGCAAAAUUAAGAUUUUCAUUCAUAAUGUAUAUCUGUAACUCUAGGUUUAUAAACUCCGAAAAAGUGAGAAUGGGCUUAAUAAUUAUAUACGAUUGUCGGUGAUUUGUAUGAAUAUUGGUAAUAAUAUAAACGUUAGUGCCCAUCACACGUGAACCAGGGGAUCCUGUCUUCCAGUUCUUAGCGAUGGAAAUUAAAUAUAUCACUUGCGUUGAACGGGCUUCAUAUCCAGAGUUACUUCAAAUAGCUUACUUUUCAUUCUUCACGUAAUACUGAAAUAAUUGGCAUCUAACCAAAGGUCAUCGAAAAUAUAUUCCUAACAUAUAAAUAAUGUAUUUUGGUAAAGAAGAUUUUAAUGUUUAAAUGGGCUUUAAGAAUAUAUGAUUAUAACUAUUAAUCGUGUACCUAUAAGCAGUGUUAGAAUGUUAAUUGUCUUGGUGUUUUGGAAUGAAUUCACUGCAUAAAAUAUACAAUUUGACUAAAUAUACAAAUCCUCUCACAGCUGUUUAAAAUACAAAAUUAACUCUGUACUACAAAUGUUAUAGCAAUUGAUCUAGUUUAUGCACUUAAACUUUUGUUUCUUUCGAUCCAUGACCGUUUACAGGAUGAUGGUCCUUAUUGUAAAAAUAUUAUAUGACAUUUUGUAAACUAUUUCACUUAAAAGGUAUGUCAUAUAUGAUGCUUUUGAAUUGGGAUAUAUUAUGUUUUCUCAAUUUAAUCUAGACUAGGCAUCAUCUGUUACCACAGAGUAAAUCUAAUUAGAGAUGCAAUUAAUAGGGUCCAAAUUUCCAUCCAAAAUAUCAGAAAUAUAAAUUCGGAUUGUAAGUUAAUGACGCCAUCGUUAAUAGACACGUUGCUGCAACUAAUUUACUCUGUGGAAAAGACCUCUGUUUAUCACUGAGCAUAUUGCGUCCUGAAACAUUGAUGAGUACGGGAAUCUUUGUUUCAAAGGGAAAACAUAAUUAGUUCUUCAGAUUUUGAUUACUUACAUGUUAUGUCCGUUAUUUAUUUAUUACCUACUUACAAUGUGUUUUUGUAUCACUAUUAUUUAUAAACAAUGAAUAAGGAGUUAACACGCGCGUGAUAAUAUUUAUAAUAUAAAGGAUGACAGUUGCUAACACAAUGAGGUGUAUAUUCCCGUACAAGAAUGAUUUUAUUUUUUGUAUAAAAUCGUACCUCUUGUCUUGGCCUGUCGUCUGCGAACAAAGGACGUUUCCUUCCCUUGUGGAUAUUUCUAAGUUUAAUACGUUAGUGUAAAAAGCUAAUUAUGUUUUUCUAAGAAUACGCAAAGUGGUUUUAGGUGUUGGUCAGUCGCAGAAAGGAUUAUUGCGAACGUGAGCUUUAGAAGCGCACUGCAUGCGGCAGUGGAAAGCAGCGCUCGGGCGCGUCGGAUACGGUCCUGACCGUCCUGUACAGCUCGGCGCGGCAGCACCAAUUUUCUAGUUUGACAUUACCCUCUUACACUAGUCUUGUUCGGGCAAUCAUCGUUUUUGCGAAUGGCCGUUAAGUCUGUGUUAUUUAGUUCUUCAGAUGUUAGAUUAAGGCCUCUUGUGUUGCUGUGCAUUUCUAAGCAUUGUAUGUAUGUAUGUUUAUAAUAUUGUAAAUAGCUAAAAUACAUUAUAUUUUUACGACUAGCAUACGCAACCAAAGUUGUUAUAAAGUGAUGGUUGAUUAAAUAAUAAAUUUAAAUAAACUAGGUCGUUAUGUUUAUUUUAGGAAAAGAUACAAAUAAACUGUACAGUUGUAUAUGGGUACAUCCAAUGUCUCGUUGAAGCCUUUUACACAACCGCCCUGAUAUUAGUAAAAUCGAAUUUAUUAUUUUUUGGUAUAAAAACGGUUAAAUCUAAAAGGAAUAUAAAUUAUAAAUAAAAUUAACAGAAAUAAGUAGUGUAUGAGUGUGGCUUAAGCUCGUUUUGUUCCUAGUGUCUACCUAGCUUGUUCCAGAACAUAUUUCUUCUCGGCAUUUGUCAAUUAAUGAAACUUGACGCAUUUUGCUGUCUCCGAGAUAAAAAAUCAGUGAAAAUAUAAUUUUAUUCCUUGAAAAGAUCAGGCAUUAUGAGUACAUUACAUUAAUUUAAGUUGUAUUUUUUGUACAUUUUAGAUUCGAAAUAUAUUAAUAUCUAAAAGAAAA